GACGGUCACUCUAAAUUUUAUUUUUGUUGCGGGAGGUUCGCGGCGCGCGUGCUGAGCAAAUCGAACAAAAUUUGCGACAUGAUAAACAAAUAAAUGUGCGGCGCAUUGUAUCAGUGAUGAACGGAUAAAAACCCCGUAAAAAGGGUAAGGCCAAAACCGCAGGGCCAAGCCAAUUUCGUUUUGUGUUAAAUUGUUCGAGUUUUCAACGUAUAGUCCGCGUCUCAAACCGUAUUCGAUGUUUUUCUUUGUACCCAAGUAAAUUGCCAACAAUUUAGCCGCUAAAAGUGCCAAAAAGAUCCAGAAUAAAAAAUAAAAACGGCAAAAAGAAUAAAGCGAAAAAGUAAGCAACGGAAAUCGGUGUUUUGCUCUCUCUCUUUCGCUCAUCCUCGCCAUGUGUGUGCGUGUGCAUGUGUGUGUUGGCGUCGCUAAAAAGUGCAUGUGAAAACUAUAAGCCGAAGAAAAACAGGCUUAAAAGUUAAUAAAAUCAGCGAAAGUGGGAAAAUCGGUGGAAAAACAACACAAAUAUGGUGGCCCUAAACUAAAAUAAAGUUUAGAUUUAAAAUAGAAACCGAGCCAAUUGCAGUGCGUGCACUUGUAUGUGCCGCUGCAUAUCUGUGUGUGCGUGUGGAAGUAAAGCAAAAGCAAAAAAAAACUGUUUUUGCAGCCGGGGUACAAAUUCCAAUUGGAGUCUGUAGGAGCAGUAGUUCUCAUUUGACGCAUGCGUGGCUGCCAAAAACUCAACCGAAAGUACGAGGAUAUUGAAUGGCUUCGAGUUCGAGUGGAUUGGAUGUGCUCGCCGCAGACUCACUGAAUGUCCAAUGAAUUUCGACUUUCGCACAAUUUGCGCGCUUUUCACACUCGAUUAUUGGAAUUAAUUUAGAUACGUAAAGCCGACAUUUUAUCAAAAUAACGAAAAAGUAUUUUGCAUAAAAACGAACGAAAAUCGAAAGGAACGCCUGAAGGUCAUUGCCAGAGAGCGGAACGGCGGCAACGGAACGGAAAACAAUGGAAAUGAGGGGAAGCCAGGCAGACAUGCAAAUUUCUGGCGACUUUUGAGGGGUUUGAUUACCAUAACUCGCUCUCUAAAUAACACAGUAUAUCCCCCACAUGCACACAUGUCAAAAAAAGCCAAAUAAAGUUGAAGAACAAUGGAAAUGCAACAGGAAAACGAGACGGGGCGCGAAAGGGGGACCCCACAACCAGAGAAAGAAGCAGCGAUGAUAAGCAACCAAGAGACUGAAAAAGCGGCCAUGAUAAAGGGUGGAGACGAAGGAUCGGUUAGGGAAUCGGAGUGCCCAAGCGAAACCACCACCCGAAAUCAAGAAAACACAACGAAACCCCCCAACCUGGAUGGUACUUUUGCCAUACCAGCCACGCCCCCGAAUAGGGCGGGGCUAACCACAAAAUCGGCCAGCAGUAGCCGCAGUAGUUCUCUCAAGAAGCAGAGGCGUGGUUCAAGAGGAAACGCAAAUUCCAACGGGAAAGGAACUGAAAAUGAAGUUGCUAAGGGCGCCGUCAGCGGCGGUCAACUUAACUACGGCAACGACAGUGUUGGAAACGACUUAAUGAAGCAGUCACAGUCCAUGACGUCAUUGCAGGCCUCAAACGAGGAGCAGCAGGAGCGACGUGACGUCAUCCAGGCCAAGCUCCAUUUGGAGCGGCCCUACAACAGCCUCAAGAAAAACUCACACAGCAAUAAAAUGCACCGUUAUUCGUGGGGAAGUGGAAACAGUCAGUGCAGUUCGACCAGUCUGCACAGCAGCGCCACCUUGGGGCUGGGCUCGUCGGGCAAAGACGACCUCUGGGCGGCCAUUCAAACCAACUACAACUACAUCAUGGACACAAACCUCUUGGACACUUGCAAAGAGGCGCGCUGUGAGAUAGAGGGCGCCGCCACAGUGCUGGAAAAGUCCAGCGAGUCUUGUUUUAAGAUGCUCGAUGAGGCCCAACGACCGGAGGGUCUCUGCGAGGAUCCCAAGGAGUUAAGGCGUUGGCUGCGCGAAAUGGAGAACAAAUUGGAGAGUUCGCCGACCAUCACGGAACUAACUUUGUUUGGCAACGCGGACUUGCAGCGCCAUCUAGCAGUACACUCGGUGUUGUACCAUGAAAUUGUAUCACACGCUCGAGUGGUGAGCUCUUGCAUCCGCGCCGCCGAAAAGGAGCAGCAACUCCAGCAGCAGCAACAGCAGCAGCAACAACAAUUGCAACUGCAGCAGCAACUGUCGAGCCAGCAACCCGCCUCGUUGACCAGCAACUGCUCCAGUGAGUCAACCAGCGACUCGGCCACCAAGUCGAGCAGUCUGAGCAGUGGCUUCGCCUCCGAACCGGUGACCACACCCACCGCUGCCACAGCAACCACCUCGGCUGCCCCACCGCCCAGUGGCAACCACCCGUCCAAGAAGGGCGAAGGAAACUUGGAGCGACUAAGGGAUCGCUACCAUCUUCUCUAUCUGAAGGCCUUUGAACUGCAACUGUGCCUCGAUAAUCUACUGAGGAAACGCAGCUCCACAGCGAACGGCUUGGAUGACGACGACCAGGAAGAGGAGGAGGACACCGAAGACGACUCUUUCGGCUACGAGGGCGAAGCCACCGAGGACGAUCUGAACGAGGUCAACUCGGAUCUGGAUCUGGAGAACAGCGAGCCGAAGUCGGCCACCCCCGCGGAACUGAUCCUCCAGCGCUGCCAGAUCGCAGCCACCCAGAUUGUCUGUGGCCCCUCGCAAUCCCAGCCAGCCGCAUCCCAGGUGGAGUCUCCCUCGGCGGAUCAGCCACGCGAUUGUCUUGCACCUCAAAAGCCCGGCGAUGAGGCCGACGAGGAGCUAGAGGAGGAGGACGAGGACGAGGACCCCGAUCCGGGCGCCGACGUGGUGGACUUCCUGAUCGCCAAGCGGUCGUGGAGACAGGCGAACCACCCGCACCCGCACCCCAGUGGGGCAGCCACCCUGACCGACUUUGAGGCAGACUCUGAGAGCAGCGACUUCGAGCAGGUGCGGCAGCUGGGAGGCAGAAGGGGAGUGCCAGUGGCGGCGACAAGCUCCCGCAGGGUCCUCCUGCACCUCGCAGAGAUGCCGCAGGGCAGCGGCGGCAACCUCACCGGCAGCGGCAGCAACGCGCUGCUGCAGCAGCGACACCACAACAUCGGCGGCAAGAUGCUGCCCAGCAAGGCGCACAACAAGAACAUCGCCGUGGCGGUGAUCACGCCCAACUCGCAUGGGAACACCAGUCACGGUCACGGUAACGGGAUGGGUCACGGACUCGGUCACGAGCUGAACAAGAGUCCGCUGGGACUGCGGAAGACGCGCCACCACCACAGCGACACCUCCAAGUUCAACCGCUCGAACCGCAAGUCGAAGAACUGCGCGAUCUUCUACUUCAAGCACCUGGACACGGACAACGAGCAGGGCAACGCGGCGGGCAGCGACCUGCAGAGCGAGGACGAUCCGUGCCUGAUCCGCCGGCGAGCGGAUCCAGUGGCCAGUGUAGCUGGCGGCGACAUACUGAAGUCGGCUGAUGCCUCAACGGAUGACGACGACGAAGGUUGGCUCUACACGGCGACAGCAGCAGCAGCAUUGGAAGUUGCCUCAGCAGCAACAGCAACGGCAACAUCAACAUCAAGUGCCGCGGUGGACGGUCUGCAGUCCACGGCCGUCUCCUCUACGACGGCAACGGGUGGAGCACUCCCGCCCAGCGACGACUCCGAUAAGGAGAACGAGGAGGCUUCGGUCAGCACCACCAGCCAGCAGAUCGUGGCAGCAUCGGCAGCAGCAGCAAUAUCGCACAGCAGCAACUACGACAGCAGCAGCGCCUGCUCCUCCUCGAACUCAAAUUCAAAUUCAAACUCGAACUCAAACGGCAGGCACACGGAGACCUCGGCCACGUCGCGAGUCACCCAGCUGCAGAUGCAGAUCCACUCACACUCACAUUCGCACUCGCAGAUGCAGAUGGAGUUCCAAAUCAAUGGCAAUGCCAGCGAUGGCAGACACGUCAUUAGCAACAACAAUUGCUACAGCAGCGUGCAACAUCAGCAACAUCAGCAACAUGAGCAGCAAAACAACAACGAGGGGGAGGCAGCCGAGGAUCUGGCCAAGAUCAAGAUGGGCGUCGAUGAGACAACUGCUGAUAUGGCAAAUGGAAACGCCAGCAAAUCCCAGCAGAUGAACAACAGCUUCUACAGCCGAGCGGACAUCUGCAACAUCAGCGUGUGGCCAGCAGAAACCGUGGCCAGUUGCCACUUGCCGCCGAGAUCGCCGGCCAAGUCGGCCAAGUCGUCCAAGUCGCAGGCCAGCAGCAGCAACGCCACCAUGUCCGCAUCCAUGAUGCACAGCUCGCCAGCCAAGGGCAAGGUCUCGCAUGAUUCAAUCAAGCAGUUGGUGCUGGAAGCCGAGCAUUUGGUGCGCGACGCCCAAGAGGCCGCUCUGAAGACGCCAACCAAGCAGAAACAUUCCAUCAUUAAGAUCUCGUCGACGGUCAAGAAGCGCGAGGUCACCAUGCCGCAUCCCAUCAAGCAGCGCGUGGAGGAGUGGCUGGAGCACCAGCCCUCGACCCCACAGCUGCUCACCCGUAGCCACACGCACGAACUCCUGCCGGGCUGCAAGCCCGACGACUGCGAGGCAUCCGGAGAGGCCUCCGAGACGGACUCGGUGCCCCAGGGAGGAGCUGGCGCGGCAGGAGGAGCGGCGAACGGCGGCGGCGGGUCGGACACCUCGGAGGGAUUCACCGAUUCCAUUGCCACCUGUAUGCAAACGAGCACGAAUUCCUACGGGAAUUCCACGGAGCGGAUCGGUGGGUCAGCGGAGCCCAUUGGCCAGCCGGCCACGCCCUCGGGCUUCGGCAGCAGCAACCAGAGCCUGAACGUGAAGAUCGUGAAGCGGCCGCAGACGCGCCGCAAGUCGGAGCGGCCGUGGUCUGUCUCCUGCCUCUCCCAGUUGACCACGGACGCGGCCCAGCUGACCACGGCGCGGAUCGUGGAGCACUCGCCGCCCGGGCUGGCCAGCCACUCGAUCAGCGAGAGCGCCUUGGACUCGCUCUCGCCGGGACCCAGGCCGCGGGCCGCUUCUUCCUCGGGAACGGGAAGCAACGCGGCCAGGAAGGCGGACAGCAAGGGCUCCCUGCGGAGGCGCAAGGCCCGCAAGAAGCGCAUCUCGGCGGCAUCGGCCGCCUCGGGGAGGAAGUCGGACUCGGGCUCCGAGCUGGGCGGGGACCUCACCCAGACGCUGAUGAAGUCCUGCGAGUCGAUGUCCUCGCAGCAGCUGCAGGAGUUCACCAACGCGCUGCUGAGCAUCCAGAGCAUCCAGAAGGGAGCCGCCAUCGCCCCCUCGAGUCCCAAGGGGGAGCCUCCGGGUGUCGUGUGCCUGCAGGCGGAGGGCGAGGCGGGGGAGAGCCAGCUGAUGCUGCCCAAGUUCCGCGUGGGAUCCUUCACCACGGCCGGUCUGCUGGCCAGCGAGACGCGGCUGGGCGCCCUGGCAGCGCUCUCGAACUACAUGAACGAGGACGAGCAGCAAGCAGAACUGAGCACCGAGGACCACCACAGCAGCAUCUCGGAGACGGCCUGGGACAACUACCAAGAGAAGUACAACUCGGAGAACUACUCCGAGGGCUUCGACUCGGAUGCAGCGCGGCGUCUCUUGGAAUUCGGCGAUGACUAUCGCAAUUUCAUCGACUCGCAGUCGGACUGCUGCAGUUCCCUCUCGGCGGCCAACAAUCUGGACUCGUUCUCGCCGCCGCGCAUGGACUCGCUGCAGAAGCACGAGCUGAAGACCCUCCACAUCAACCAGGACACGAUCAGCAGCAGCGUGGACCACGCCCGCCGCCAGCGCGCCUUGGAGCUGCAGUACGAGCGCCGUCGCAAGACCCUGGAAGUCAGGCGCAAGUCCUGUCAAGAUAUGGAUGAGACACCAGUGGGCAACGCACAGAAGGAGCAGCAGGCACAGCAGUUGCAGGCACAGCCCUCGCUCUCCGCCUCCGCCACCGCGCUGAUGACCACGCCCAAGGGCCAGUCAGUUGGCCAGCAGGUCGGCUAUCGCACGGAGUCCGUGGGCCGCAAGCUGGAGUUCGGCGGGAUGAGCCACUCGGCCCAGUCGCUGCUGCGGCGCACCUCGGAGAGCGAUACCUCGACCAGGAGGCGCCGCACCGUGACGGCGGACGAGCGGAGGCGCUCCUCCCGCAACCUGGAGAAGAGCAUCAAGCUGAUCCCGGCCACCACCUCCUCCUCGAGCGGCUCCGACUCGGAGGACGGGGAGCAGGAGAUGCGCUCCCUGCUGCAGCAGAGCCGCGACAGGCUGGACGACACGCGGGCGCUGAAGAUCAGGUGCCAUCUGCUCAGACCAGAGGAUUAUAACGAGAUCAUCAACACGUGCCGCGACAACAUCCGCUGCCUGGAGGCCGUGCUGCGCGGUCCGCCGGGCACCGUGCUGUCCAACCACUGCGCUGGCCAGACAAAAGAUCUGCUCGCCGCCUGGGAGGACCUGCUCGGCUGGAGCGAGAAUGCCUCCUCCGCCCGCAAGCUGCAGCAGGAGAUGAGCGUGCUGAAGCAAUCGCUGCAGCGCCUCGGCGACAAGCCCACCCCGGAACUGCUCGACACGGAGCCGGCCAUCCAGAUAGCAGUGGAGGCCCUCAAGCUGGAGCAGUCGCAACUGGCCAGCUACAGGACCAACAUGCUGCGUCUCAACGCCUCCGUCCACAGCUGGCUGACCAGGCAGGAGAGGCGUCUGCAGAGCGCCUUGGAGGAGCAGGAGCAGCAACAGCAGCAGCAGCAGGAGUCCGAACAACUCAAGCAGGAGGAGCAGACUGGCGCCGUCCAGAAGGAACUGGCGUCGAGCGGAGCGGUGGCCAUCACGGUCACCGACAGCAACGGCAACCAGGUGGAGGCACUGGCCACCGGAGAAGCCUCCACUUCCACUUCUACUAGCACUGCGGCCUGGGACGUCCACUCGCUGAUGUCCGCGGAGCAGGAGUUCCACAAGCACCUCAAGAACGAAGUGAGCGACAUGUACAGCGCCUGGGACGAGGCGGAUGCCAGGAUCAACACGCAACUGGAGAUGUUGACCAACUCGCUGAUUGCCUGGCGGCAGCUGGAGUCCGGCCUGAGUGAGUUCCACCUGGCCUUGGGCCAGGACAGGGGCACCCUGAAGGGUCUGGAGGGAGCGCUGGACAAGGGACAGGCCACCCCGGUGGAGCUGGCCCAGAACGUGAAGCUCGUGGCGAAGCUGCUGUCCGAGAAGGUGCACGUCAGCCAGGAGCAGCUCCUGGCCGUGCAGCAGCACCUGGACCCCAACCACAUCUACCACAUCGCCAAGUUCACGGCCUCCAAUGGCUCGCUGUCGGACUCGGGCAUCUCCGACGGAGGCGCCACCUCCGAUGGCGGUUUGUCCGAGCGGGAGAGACGCCUCGGAGUCCUGCGCCGACUGGCCAAGCAGCUGGAGUUGGCUUUAGCCCCGGGAAGCGAGGCCAUGCGCUCGAUCGCCGCCCGAAUGGAGAGUGCCGAGGCCGAGCUGAAGUACCUACAGAACACCUGCCGCGACCUCAUCGUGCGCACGGCAGCCAGCCACCAGCAGAAGCAGCAAACCCAGCAGACCCACCAGAACCAGAGCCACCAGGUGUCGCCGAAGGCCAAUGGCCAGGUGAAGAAGCAGGCUGCCAAGGGCAACGGCCACCCACACUCGCCAGGAAAACGCGGCAAGGGAGCUCGCAAAGCGAGGCAGGCCAAGAGCGCUGGAGAGAGUCAGCAGGAGGAGGAGCAGGAGCUCAGCCCGGAGCAGCGGGCGGCGGUGCUGAAGCAGUUCACGUCCCUGGCCAGCGGCGACGGAGGCGACGACCCCUCCGACGAUCCCUCGCUGCUCCUCAGCCUGGACAGCUCCGGGGAGGACGCCGAGGAGGCGGAUGCCGCCGAGGGCAGCAAGCGCGGGUGGGCGUGGCGCAUCGCCAGGGCGGCGGUGCCCAUGCAGGUGGCCCUGUUCACCAUCUUCUGCGCCGCCUGCCUAAUGCAGCCCAACUGCUGCGACAACCUGAACAACCUGUCCAUGAGCUUCACGCCCCAGCUGCGCUACAUCCGCGGACCUCCUCCGAUCUGAGUUGCGAUCACCGGAAGGGCUUAACUUAUCUAAGCAGGCCGCCAAUCUUUGUAGGCUACCGUUACUUACGUUAAGGCAUUUAACAGCUGUAACUAGAGUUAACCAGCGCCACUUGGGCACCGCCACUUGGGCAGAGCAGCAGCUCGCCCUUGGCGCUCGUCUCCCGCGCUCGAGGUUUUAUAAGGCAGAACAGAGCGCUCUGCUCCGAAAGGAGCGACACGCAGAGGCAGCCCCAUUUUAUAUGUCUAAUUAAGGUAGCGAGCGCGAAUGGAACGCGAUUUAUAGUAAGGAUGUAUUGUUAUUUCGGUUAGUUUCCUACGAGUUUAGGUUGCAGUUCGAUUGAACAUUGGAGACGUACUUAGCGACGGCGACGGCGGAGGAGCAUCCCACGCCCAGCCACUUGCAAACUGCCGCAUAAAGGAACAGAAGGGAGCAGCCUCCCCGAAUCCCUACCCAGUUAAUAUUUAGAAAGCAGGAUGAUCAACUGAUUGGCGUUUUAGUAUAUGAGUACUUUUUUGUUUGAAAAACACUGAAGUGCCUACAAAUGCGAACUGUGAACGAGGAGCUACCAGCAGAGCAGCAGAGGACGAAGAUCCGAAGGGAGGUCCACAUGAGAGUAUCAAUCCAAGGCAAGGAGCGAAGAGAAGCUACACGCCAACCACACUAGAGGAGCUAAUGAAGCUAACCACAACAGCGAUUGAGAUCCAGAGUUUAUAUUUUUAUACGCAACGCAACUAUACACAAUCAGUGCGAGGACAACGACUCUUCAAACCACACACAUCAUACUUUUUAUGUCUAUUAUAUUAAUAGGGUAACGUUAAAUUUAUUUUGCAAGCAGAAAAAUUCAAGAAAAAAAAUUCUACAAAUUAUUUUUAAGGUUUACAUACUUUGUGCGUUUUCAAAACUUUAAAUUGUCAGUAAAAAGAACAAAACACCAUUUAUACAAAAAAACACAUUGAAUAAAAAAAUAUUGAGAAUAACUUUAUUGUUUUUCCUUGUUCAUCUUAUUUAAUAUGGAGUUGCAUUAUUAGACGAGAAUAAAAAUAAAAUGAAAUGAA
Messenger RNA from Drosophila ficusphila, 9127 nucleotides. RefSeq lists its product as uncharacterized. NCBI's taxonomy places the organism in Eukaryota, Metazoa, Arthropoda, Insecta, Diptera, Drosophilidae. Gene Ontology annotation, cellular component: membrane. The record is from RefSeq and is a predicted model, not a curated record.